Molecule: messenger RNA, 2607 nt
Organism: Rasamsonia emersonii CBS 393.64
Lineage: Eukaryota; Fungi; Ascomycota; Eurotiomycetes; Eurotiales; Trichocomaceae
Product: DNA damage and replication checkpoint protein Rfx1
Exons: 4
Coding region: 1-2607 (868 amino acids)
Biological process (GO): regulation of transcription by RNA polymerase II
Molecular function (GO): DNA-binding transcription factor activity, RNA polymerase II-specific; RNA polymerase II cis-regulatory region sequence-specific DNA binding
Source: RefSeq, a predicted model, not a curated record
AUGCCUCCCGAUAUCGAUCGAGCGCACUCGCAAAGCUCGAGUGCUAUGUCACAACCCCCCCAGAUGGGGUCGCAGAGUCGUCCGGGCACGGCAGACCCGAUGCGAUCGCGAUCCAACACUGCCGUCUCGAAGGGAGGUCGCCGUCCUAGAUCCAGAGGUUCGACGGCAAGCAUACAUUCCAGCACCACGCAGCAGACACAGGAUCAACAUAUCGGCGAAGGGUUCUCUCCAUUCAUGACCUCGCAAGCUGGACCAGGUCAUCAUGUAUUCAACACGAAUCCAGAGGAGAUGAUCAUGCGUUUUGGGCAGCAGCUGGCCCAUCCGACUAGCGGAGGCUCCCUUGAUCCAACAUUACAUGAAACUCACGGCAAUGUAAUGCCUCGAGCAGAGGACUUCCAGGGCCAUUCAUUGCCAAACCACGGCUUACCCCACACUUCUUUGGCUCCUGAAAUGGUGCCUCAUGGGCUGCAGGGCAUGCCUGUGCCGCAGUAUCCCUCCAUGUAUGAUAACUCCAUCCCAGAGCACAUACCGGAGCGCGUGGUCGAUGAAAAUGAGAACUCGGAAGCCGGUGCUCGAAAGAAACGGGGAUCGACCUCAACCGUUGCAAAUGACAAUGAAUUGCGUAAGCUGCUGCGUCAGUACGAGGGUUAUACGUUGAAGCAGAUGGCAGCAGAGGUUCAGAAACACGAAGGCGCGGGGGGAAAGUCAGAGAAAGUCAAGCAGGUUUUUGCCAUGCUUUGCGGGUCUGUUCGAAGGGACCGCGUGUACUGCUGUUAUGCAGAGAGGUGUGGGAGCGAGCAUGUCUCUGUCCUUAAUCCUGCUUCCUUCGGAAAGCUUGUUCGCAUAAUUUUCCCUAACGUUCAGACUCGGCGACUUGGUGUCCGUGGGGAGUCGAAAUACCACUACGUCGAUCUCACAGUCAUCGAAGACAAACAGCAAACAUUUUCUUCGAAUACUCAGGAUCAGUCAAAUGUGAAUGGACCAUCUGGUACUGAUGGCAAAGCAAUUGAACCUGCAAUUCGCCCGAGAAGUGUAAGCAUUUCACAACCUCCUGCGGAUACAGCAGUUUUCCCAUCGCCAACCACAUCCUUCACACCGAAGUUCCCUGUUGUCGCCUCAAACACAGGCUGCACAUGCGAUUCUCAGUUCCGAUCGAAUUUCAACUCGACGAUAACUCUCGAGAAUGUCGCCAGCCAGACAGGACGGCUGAUCCGCCAGAUGCUCCAUUUUCCUUCUUCGAACGAGACUUCUGUCGAUAAUGAGUCACUAAAACUGCCAGAUAUCCGCGGUUAUCUUCCAGCAAAUACUGAUCUGAAGGUUGCGGACGCGCUGGCAACACUCUAUCGCACACACUGCAUCUCUGUCAUCGACAGUUUCCGGUUCUGCAAGGAGCGGAAUCUUUUUCGGCAUUUUUCGGCUUUCCAUGGUACCUUGACCGUCCCCGUACAGAAACUUCUCACGCAUCCCAACCUUGCACCUUGGAUAAAGGAAUGCGACUGGCUUAUGUACCAGAAAAUGAUUGAAUUCGUGGCGCCACUUACCACGCAAGUGGUACCAAGACCAGUGCUUGACGCUUUUGGUUCUAUCUCACAACGGCUUACUGGACACAUCGCAGAAACAUUCAAGUCUCAUCCAGUGCAUGUAACUUUGGCAAGGCUGGCACCGGCGCAUAUUUUCUGCAACCUUCUGAAACAUGUACUGGAUGUCAAUCAAUCUGCUAUCGCGGCAGCUGCAUGGCUUUGUCACUCUGACAAUCGCAACCAAAUGUGGCUCGAUUUCGCCACGUUUGUGGACCCCAAAGAGAUGAUUUCUAGAGCAAACAUUCCGGCCUGUGCAGAAAAAGCCACUGAACAGAUCUUGAAACAUGACGUUCGAGCUCUCCUUACACCCUUGGACAACCACAAUCCGCCUUCCGUGCAGUCAUUCUUUCAGCAGCCUGAUGAGGAUUCGAAGGCCCACAAAUACGCCGUAGAACCCACCGUUGGUGAUGAAUACAGUUUUCCCGACAAAUGGAUUUCGUUCAUUCUGAACCUUCCUAACAUAUUCCCCAACCAUCCUGCCCAAUGCAUUGUUGACACGGUGGACAAAUUGUGGGACUGCAUCCUGCAUCGACUGACACUAGCCGGGGCCCAGAGCUUCAGCGCAUGGUGGAUAACCAAGGUCUUUUUUCAUGAGAUGAUGUUGUGGCAGGUCGAAAAGGGUGGAUUUAUGAAACAUACUCCUAGUUCUUUGCAGAAUACGCUGGCGACGUCGGCAUCGACAGGGCGCGGGAAUCAACUCGUGAGGCAGCCAAGCUACUCGAUGCCCGGGAAAAAUGAAUCUUUGAAUACGUCCGGAAAUCAGACAAACGAUUCCAGGCCCGAGACAGCUGGCAGCAAUGUGUCAGGAAAUGCUGGACAUUCCACGGAAGGGAAUUCGAAUCCCAGCAACGCAGUGAACGACAAGUCCGUGACGCUAUCUGAGAGUAUGGGCAGUCUUAAUGCUACGAACAAUGAUGAUAGUGCUAUUGACCUAGAUGACGACUCGAUGCUGAUGUCUGUCGGCAAAUACGGUGAUAUGAUGGCAUCCGACACGGCCGAUGCUGACGGAGAUGUUGUCGUCAUAUAA